Molecule: messenger RNA, 1935 nt
Organism: Theobroma umbraticum
Lineage: Eukaryota; Viridiplantae; Streptophyta; Magnoliopsida; Malvales; Malvaceae
Product: uridine kinase-like protein 5
Molecular function (GO): kinase activity; ATP binding
Source: RefSeq, a predicted model, not a curated record
AUGGAUUCUGAAACAAUCGGUGCGAUAAGUAACGGAAUCAAAGAUCACCUUUCAGUCCAAUCCAACGGCUCUGAUUCUACUAGUCUCAGUCACAGGCAACCAUUCGUCAUAGGAGUUGCAGGAGGAACUGCAUCAGGCAAGACGACGGUUUGCAACAUGAUCAUCUCACAACUUCGUGAUCAACGCGUUGUUCUCGUUAAUCAAGAUUCGUUUUAUCGCUCACUCAACGAAGAACAAUUAAAGAAAGCUCAUGAAUACAAUUUUGAUCAUCCUGAUGCUUUCAAUACUGAGCUUUUGGUAUCCUGUAUGGAGAAAUUACAGAAGGGACAACCAGUUCGCAUUCCUAGCUAUGAUUUCAAGAGCCGUAGAAGCAUUGAACCAUUGUGUCUGGUCAAUCCCUCGGAUGUUAUCAUUUUAGAAGGAAUUCUCGUUCUGCACGAUUCUAAAGUUCGCAAUCUUAUGAACAUGAAGAUCUUUGUUGAUACAGAUUCUGAUGUGCGGCUUUCAAGACGAAUUCAACGGGAUACAGUUGAAAGAGGGAGGAAUAUUCAGAAUGUGCUUGAUCAAUAUGCUAGAUUUGUCAAGCCAAGUUUUGAAGAAUUCAUACUGCCAUCGAAAAAGUUUGCAGAUGUUAUCAUCCCCAGGGGAGGAGAUAAUGAUGUUGCAAUUGAUUUGAUAGUACAGCAUAUCCGGACCAAGCUCGGCCAGCAUGAUCUGUGCAAGAUAUAUCCAAAUAUUUUUGUUAUAUUUUCGACAUUUCAGAUUCGGGGAAUGCACACCCUUGUCCGUGAUGUCAAAACAACAAAGCAUGACUUUGUCUUCUAUGCAGAUCGAUUGAUUCGCUUGGUUGUGGAGCAUGGUUUAGGGCACCUUCCUUUCACAGAGAAACAGAUCAUUACACCCACAGGUUCUGUGUAUCCUGGAGUUGUGUUCUGUAAAAGGUUAUGUGGCGUCUCUGUAAUCAGAAGUGGAGAAAGCAUGGAGAAUGCGCUUAGAGCCUGCUGUAAGGGAAUCAAAAUUGGCAAAAUUCUCAUCCAUGGAGACGGAAACAAUGGGCGGCAGUUAAUUUAUGAGAAGCUUCCCGCAGACAUCUCGAGCCGCCAUGUUUUAUUGCUAGACCCUGUUCUGGCUUCAGGAAACUCUGCGGUGAAGGCUAUAUCUCUGCUCCUUAGUAAAGGCGUUCAAGAAACCAACAUCAUCUUUCUAAACCUUAUAGCAGCACCUGAAGGAAUUCAUACAGUCUGCAGGAAAUUCCCAAAGCUAAAAAUUGUGACAUCAGAGAUUGAUUCAUCUCUAGAUAGGAACUUCGGAGUGAUUCCAGGGAUGGGAGAAUUCGGGGAUCGCUACUUUGGCACAGAUUGAUGAUUUCGUUUCUAGGCCUUAGCCUAUCUGCUAGAUAAGAUUAAUGAGUUUGCUUCCAAGCUUAAGCCUUUCAGCUAGAUCAAUGCUACCACCUUAGAAGAAACUUAUAAGCUAUUGCCUUCGUCUGGCUAAUUUGUUUCAAAUCAGUCCAAUUCUGCCAAUACAUAAAACUCUAGCAUAAGUAGUAUAAUUAAUCGAGAUUUUUGACACUUCAGUGGCGUCAUCUGACUCCACUGCACUCCAUGUCGGUCCGCCUCUGGUUUUAGCUGAUCUCUUCAACUUUGAAAUGAUCGCAGGUGCUUCAAGAUCAUGGAUGACUCAAGCUCAAUGCUAAGUAGCAGAUCGUGGAUAAUCUGUCCAAGUUAAAACUCCAUAAUAAUUGACUGAAUUUUCUUGUUUGAUUACCAACAAUAAUCCGGUUGAUUUAGACCAUUGGUCUAUCUAAAUUUUCAACAAUAAGGUAUAGAAAGCUAUUACAGUUGAGAAGCAAAACCGCAACUGAAGAGCAUGCUAGGCUUGUUAUUCAUAUUGUUGAAGUACUCGAGACUUUGUGCUUGCUUUAAUUUUACUAGA